This is a messenger RNA of Dovyalis caffra, 3183 nucleotides long. Lineage: Eukaryota; Viridiplantae; Streptophyta; Magnoliopsida; Malpighiales; Salicaceae. The record is from the annotation of a GenBank genome assembly.
AUGCGAACAUUUAUUUCCUCGCCAAAUCUUCCAAACAAAGCGUUGGUUCUUCAAGAAGAUUUGGAGUUUGGAGUUAUGUUCGUGAAGAAACUUGUGGAGAAGGCUUCGAUAAAGAAGCCUGGAGGGAUUACAGAUGGUUUAAAACCCAGUGAUGUAGAACCACGGUUGGUAUUCCAUUAUGGGAUACCACAGGGAGCUACUAAGUUUGCUUAUGACACCAUUCAAAAAAUACUUGCCAUCUCUACUCAAGAUGGAAGAAUCAAAUUGUAUGGAAGAGAUAACACUCAAGUUCUACUUGAAUCUCCUGAGGCACUACCAAGCAAGUUUUUACAGGUUUGGGAUGUAGAAAAGAAGGUUUUGUCUCAUGUACAUGUUUCUAAAGAAGACAUCACCUCAUUUACAGUUAUGCAAAAUAGUUUGUACAUUUAUGCUGGAGAUUCUAUUGGUAAUGUCUCAAUUUUGAAGCUUGAUCCAGAAUCAUGUCAUGUUGAACUAAUGAAAUACACUAUUCCCCUAUCUGCUUCUCACGGGAAUCCAGCUGAAGUUUCUGGUGAUACUUCUGUAUUGCACACACUUCCCCAACCGGCCGCUGAAAGCAAGAGAGUUCUUAUAGUAUUUAGAGACAGCCUACUUGUGUUGUGGGAUAUUCGAGAAAGUAAAGCCAUUUUCACGACAGGUGGACAUCAUGAAACUAAGAAAGUAACUUCUGCAUGUUGGGCAUGCCCUUUUGGAAGUAAAGUUGCUGUUGGGUACAGUAAUGGAGAGAUUUUUAUCUGGAGAAUUCCAGCUACCCCAAACUCUAGAACUGAGUUAAACUUGGAUAGUGCCGCACAAAAUGCUCCUCAAUUGAAACUUAAUCUUGGAUAUAAGGUGGAUAAAAUUCCUAUAGCAUUAUUGAAAUGGCUUUAUGCAGAUGGGAAGGCAAGUCGACUCUAUGUUAUGGGCGCUUCCGACCUUGCAUCCACAAACACUUUGCAGGUAAUCUUGUUGAAUGAGCAUACUGAAACUCGCACGAUCAAGUUGGGGCUGUAUUUGCCUGAGCGUUGUAUUGACAUGGAGAUCAUUUUAAGCUCUUUUGACCAAAGCAAGCAUAAACAUGAUGUUUUUGUCCUGAUUGGAAAAUCAGGGCACAUUUAUGUCUACGAUGAUUGUUUGAUAGAGAAGUAUCUUCUACAAUCACAAUCUAGAAGUUCAGCCUCGUUGCCAAAGGAGGUCAUGGUGAAGAUGCCAUUUUCUGACUCAAGCAUCACUGUGACAAAGUUCAUCACAAAUACCCCAAAUUUGUUGAGUUCUGGAGAUGAGGAUUACAUUCGGCUGGCAAACAAUAUUCCACCACCUUUUCCUUUUGAGUCAAGAUCUAAGGAUGGAACUCAUUCAUUCCAGUUUAAUGGAUUUACAAAGGUUAAAAAUCUGUACAUAACUGGACAUAGUGAUGGAGCCAUAAAUUUUUGGGACGUAUCUUGUCCAUUUCCUGUCCCAAUUUUAUCGCUGAAGCAACAGAGCGAAGAUGAUGGUUCUUUAAGUGGUAUACCACUGACAGCAUUGUAUUUUCAUGCCGAUUCUCGACUUCUUAUUUCAGGCGAUCAGAGUGGAAUGGCUCGCAUCUUUAAAUUUAAACCUGAGCCAUAUGCCGAGAACAGUUUUAUGUCUUUUCAAGAAAGAUGGCUCAUCCGCAUUAGGGAGUUCAAAAAGGGAAGCAAUCAUGUCCAGAGUGUUAAACUUAUGAAAGUGAAUGGUUCUGUACUUUCUAUAAGCAUAAGCCCCAGCUCAGGACAUCUUGCUAUUGGGUCUGAUCAAGGAUAUGUUUCAGUAUUUGAUAUACAAGGGCCAACACUACUAUAUCAAGAGCACAUUGCAAGUGAACUUUCCACUGGAAUCAUCUCUCUCCAGUUUGAUAGCUGCUUUCUUCAUGGUUUUGAGAAAAAUGUUUUAGUAGUUGUGACGAAGGAUUCUUCAGUUUUGGCUCUUGAUGCUGACACCGGUAACAUGCUGAGUGCCGGUACUGUGCAUCCAAAGAAACCCUCUAGAGCUCUAUUUAUGCAGAUUCUGGAUGGACCUAGAGGAUCAAAUAUGUCAAAUCAUCAAGACCCAAGUAGAGGGAAUCCUGCUGAGGAUGGAUCAAAGCAGUCUUUUCUACUGACAUGCUCUGAGAAAGCAGCUUAUGUCUAUUCCUUGAAUCAUGUUGCUCAGGGAGUCAAGAAGGUCCAUUUCAAGAAGAAGUUCCAAUCAUCUUCUUGUUGCUGGGCUUCGACAUUCUGCACUGCAUCUGAUGCUGGCCUUGUACUUCUUCUCUCUAAUGGAAAAAUUGAAAUAAGAUCCUUGCCAGAGUUGUCAUUGAUAAGAGAAUCUUCAAUAAGAGGUUUCACAUAUUCUGCUCCGAAGCUGAACUCUUUCUCUGCCAGUUCGAUAUGCUGUUCACGGGACGGAGAACUUAUUAUGGUGAAUGAUGAUCAGGAAAUGUUUAUUGUGUCUCUGUUGCUUCAAAAGGAAAACUUCAGGCUUGUGGAUUUUUUCAGUCAAGUCUGCAGAAAAGAUCUUAUGUUCUCACAAGAAGGGAUUCCCACUACCUCCGUCAUCCAAAAGGAACAGAAAAAGGGAAUAUUUAGUUCUGUAAUGAAAGGAAGUAAGCCAAAGCAAGUUCUUGAGGUGGAACCUGAGGAUACUAGAGAGAGCAUUGAAGAACUCUUGAUGAUCUUUUCAACUGCCAACUUUGAGUGUAAUGAAGAGAAUAAAGAUAACAUGGCUAUGGAUGACGAUGGGUUUGACUUAGAUAUAGAUGACAUCGACCUAGACGAUCCUGUAGAGAAACCCAAAGAUCAGAACAUGUUGGCAGCUCUUAACAAGAAGAAAUUGGCGAGCAAGUUUCAGGCUUUUACAGCUGCAACAAGUUCAUCAUUCGCAGGUAAAAUAAAGCAGAUGAAUGCUAAGAAUGAGAAAAACAUCAAAGAGGAGGAAAAAGAUGAGAAGACUGGUGCAGUCGAUCAAAUCAAGAAGAAAUAUGGUUUUUCUGUGUCUGGUGAAUCAAGUGCCGCUAAAAUAGCCCAAAGCAAGUUGCAAGAGAAUAUAAGAAAGUUGCAGGGGAUCAAUCUUAGGACUACAGAAAUGCAAGAAACAGCCAAGUCAUUCUCUGCAAUGGCAAAAGAAGUCCUGCGAAUUUCAGAAAAGGAUAAACAAAGCUCAUAA